Messenger RNA from Stegastes partitus (bicolor damselfish), 1136 nucleotides. Its product is annotated as serine racemase. The transcript is spliced from 7 exons. Gene Ontology annotation, biological process: L-serine catabolic process; L-threonine catabolic process. NCBI's taxonomy places the organism in Eukaryota, Metazoa, Chordata, Actinopteri, Pomacentridae. Gene Ontology annotation, molecular function: L-serine ammonia-lyase activity; threonine deaminase activity. The coding region runs from base 28 to 999 and encodes 323 amino acids. The record is from RefSeq and is a predicted model, not a curated record.
CAGAAUAACAGGCAGACAAAUAAUAAGAUGGCUGAAGUUUCUGCAGACGCCGUCACUCUGGAUCUGUUGCGAGAAGCCAGAGAGACGGUGAGGAGCAGCCCGCUGGGUGUCAUCAACACGCCCGUGAUCGCCUGGUGCCAGACCACCCUGCCUCUCAGCAUCAGCUGCAACAUCCACAUCAAACUGGAAAACAUGCAGAGAACCGGGUCCUUUAAGAUCAGAGGGGUGGCCAAUCAGUUCGCCAGGAGGCCGAGUGGGGGACAUUUUGUCACCAUGUCUGCAGGAAACUAUGGGAAGUCUUUUGCAUACGCAUCGAAACACUACGGGUCGAAGGGCAAGGUGGUGAUGCCAGAAACUGCCCCAGAGUCCAGAUCCAUCCUCAUUCAGAGUUUUGGCGUGGAGGUGGAGCGAGUCCCGACUUCCUGCCUGAUGAACGUGGUGAACCGUUGCGUCCAGGAGGACAACAUGACCUUCCUGCACUCCUACGACGACCUGGAUCUAAUCGCAGGACAUGCCAGCCUCGGUAUGGAGCUGCUGGAGGUGGUGCCUGAGCCUGAUGUGGUGGUGGUGUGCUGCGGAGGAGGAGGGCUGCUGGCCGGAGUAGCUGCUGCCAUCAAACUGUCGGGCUGCGAUGACACCAGGAUCUACGGCGUGGAGCCAGAAGGAGCCUGCACGAUGUACAAGAGCUUCAUCGAGAAGAAGCCAGUGGGGAUGGACGCCAAGAGCAUUGCUUCGGGCCUCGCACCACCUUUUGCAGGCAGGCUGCCCUUCGAGCUGUGCCGGCGCUACGUGGAGGAGAUCGUCCUGGUCAGCGAUGAGGAGAUCAAGGCAGCGGUGUCCACGCUCUACAGAUCCGGGCUCGUGGUCGAACCGUCGGGCUCUGCUGCCUUUGCUGCCGUUGUUAACAACAAGAUACCUCGGCUGGAGGGCAAGAACGUCGUGUGCAUCCUCAGCGGAGGGAACAUCGGGAAAGACGAGCUCGCUAACUUUCCAAACUGACAAAUUCACACGACUGUGAUGUGAUUUCCUGCAAGUCUGUGCCAACGUGACUUUCCUUUUUCCCCACAUAAUUGGACAUUUUGGUAGUAAAACACACUGUUAUAAGCUAUUUGGAGGGGUGAACUACAAUGCAAGAU